GCCGUAGUUGUAGUCAUCGUCGUCGUGGUUGUAUCAACAGCAGCAACCCAAAAACAUACAACAACCGGCUUUAAAUAAAAAUAUUCAUCGUCCAACGUUGGUAUUUGUCUUUUGAAACUCUUGCAGUUCAGAAGUAUUUUAGCUGUUGCUGUCGAAGCAAACUAAGCCAAAGCGCGCUCAAGAAAAUAAAUAAAUUUCAUAUUAUAUUUUGAAUGUUUAUAAAAUAUACGAAAAAAAAAGAAGAGUGCAUUUAAUUAACAUACAUAUGUUUAAAUAUUAUUGUUAUUAAAAAAAAUACAAUAAAACAUAUAAGAAGAUUCAAAGUAUUUAUCUCUGUUGCUUUUUAGCACAUUUAAGAUAAAUACAGGAAUUAAAAAAAAAAUAAACUGAAAAAUACAGAGUGGAAGAGAAAAUACAAAAAAAAGAUAAAACUUUUUUUUUUGUUGUUUGUAUAAAUAAACAAAGGCCCAUCAUAUUGAUAAUUCCCUUAUUUUUUUUUGUUUUGUAUAAUCAAGUGGUCUUUUGUGAAAGUUGGUAUUUUUACCUUAAUUGAGGCGAUUUUUUGUGAGAAGAGAAAGAAUUGGUAAAAACAAAACCAGAACAACGAAACGUUAAAAUUUCAAGGAAAAGUAGCAUUUUUUUUUGAUUUUACAAAAAACGAGUGUUUUUUUUGAAAACCAUAAACGGACAAUAAAUAAGUAAAAAAAAUAAACCAAUCGUCCAAAUGACGAUGAACCGGUCGAACAGUUUUGUAAAUUCAUUGAAAUGGUGGCCUUUACAGGGUAGUAACCAAACAAAUAAUAAUAACAACAAUAAUAAUAGUAAUAACAAUAGUGGCAACCAUAAUAAUAAUAAUAAUUCAAAUAAAAAUUUCGCAUUUGGUAGUUCGGUAGCGGUACAAAAACUUCGAGAAUCCAAGUGGUUUCGUGUAGAUGAGAGGAGAAUAUUUUGUGCUGUUGUCGAAUGUGGCUUCUUGGUUGAGGUGAGGUCGCAAAAUCACGACGAAAACGAUCAAUCUUGGUUCGGUGUGGUGCUAUGUAAAACUACCAAAGAUAAUAAACCAAAACCUGAAACCAUUGAGAUAUUUUCUGUGAAAAUACGUGAAAAUGGUACAUUUAGGUUGUUCAAAUUAAAUUUAGAAGAUAUAUGGAAAAACGAAUGGGAGUUACGUAUAAAUAAUUUUGCUGAUAAAGAAAAACUGCCGCACAACGAAAAGGAUAUUCGUAAUCAGGUUGCUUUUGCCCGCAAAGCUAAACAGAGUCUUUGGCAUAAUAAUAAACAUUUUUCCUACUGGUGCCGUUAUGGCAGCCGACAACAGGAUGUCAGAAAACGUCAGAUGUCUGAAUGUGUAAAAUGGGGAAGUGUUGGAAUGAAUGCCGGAAUGCUGCUAAUUAUGAAUAAACAAAAAGCAAAUUCAACAUCAAAAUGAUUUAAUUUUGAUACAAAUUACGGAGCGAAAUAAGAAAAAAAGAAGAAAAAAUACAACAAGCUACAAUACGAUUGUAAGCUUUAAACGGUACCUAACCCUUUUAUAUAUGGAAUUCAUAUUCAAUUUGAAAAAAAAAACAUAAAUUGCAUUACAACAUUGUAGAUCAAUAAUCUAUUUACAAUUCUAUAAGAGUGAUAUAAAAGCAUAAAAU
This is a messenger RNA of Episyrphus balteatus (marmalade hoverfly), 1640 nucleotides long. RefSeq names its product signal transducer and activator of transcription B. Lineage: Eukaryota; Metazoa; Arthropoda; Insecta; Diptera; Syrphidae. The record is from RefSeq and is a predicted model, not a curated record. The transcript is spliced from 4 exons. Bases 725 to 1429 code for a protein of 234 amino acids.